Molecule: messenger RNA, 2029 nt
Organism: Pseudophryne corroboree (corroboree frog)
Lineage: Eukaryota; Metazoa; Chordata; Amphibia; Anura; Myobatrachidae
Gene: DUSP12
Product: dual specificity phosphatase 12
Exons: 7
Coding region: 212-1117 (301 amino acids)
Biological process (GO): protein dephosphorylation
Cellular component (GO): nucleus
Molecular function (GO): protein tyrosine/serine/threonine phosphatase activity
Source: RefSeq, a predicted model, not a curated record
CUCGGCACCCGUAGAAGCAUGUCUGCGUGAGUUGCUUAGAGAAGGGAGACGCGGCAGCAGAGCAGAGAGUCGGUGCGGAAAUACGGCGACAUGUGAGCCGAGGAGCAGAAUAGGGAACUGGCAGGAUAGAAGGCCUUGGGUGGGCGGUGGUGCAACUUUGACGGGCUAUACUGCUGGUUCACUUUGACUUAUUGAUCUCUCCAAGCGGAAGAUGAUUGCUGUGCUGCCUGGACUGUAUCUUGGCGGGGUCAGUGAUGUUGCAGAUGUACAGCAGUUGCAGCAAGCUGGUAUUACUCACAUUCUGACAAUUGACAGCAUAGAGCAAAAUCAUCUACAGCAUUCAUUUCAGACAAAGUUUGUUAAUAUAUUGGAUGAUUCCAGUGCAGACCUUCUCAGCCGUUUGCCUGAAUGCUUACAGUUUUUGAAAGAAGCUUUGGGAAAGCCUGAAUCAUCUGUAUUUGUUCAUUGCCAAGCUGGAGUUAGCCGAAGUGCAGCAGUAGUUGCAGCUUAUAUGAUGAACACCAUAAGAUGUACCUUUGAAGACGUUUAUGGAAGACUGCAAAACAUCAAACCAGAUAUAAAAAUCAAUGAAGAGUUUGUGCACCAGCUAGCACUGUUUGAACAAAUGGGUUGUGACGUGGAUAUGAGCAGUGCGAGCUACAAACAAUAUCGCCUUCAGAAAGUGACAGAAAAAUACCCUGAAUUGCGGAAUAUACCACGGGAAGUCUUUGCUUUGGACCCCGGCUCCUCAGAUCAAACUAAAGAGGUUCUUUUCCGAUGCAGAAAAUGCAGACGUUCACUGUUCAGGGAAGGAAGUAUCUUAAAUCACGCUCUAGGCGCUGGACCUGCAGCUUUUGUUAAUAAAAGACUGAUGCCGGUACAACAUUCAGACUCCACAAAGUGCACCUCUUUCUUUGUGGAGCCAGUGCAGUGGAUGGAGAAAUCUCUCUUGGGAGUGUUGGAUGGACAGCUUCUCUGCCCCAAGUGCAACUCCAAACUGGGUUCAUUCAACUGGUAUGGAGAACAGUGUUCAUGUGGUCGCUGGAUUACGCCAGCAUUCCAGGUCCACAAGAACAGGGUGGAUGAAGUGAAGCCUGUUCCAAUCCAUGGAAGAUGAAGAGAGUUUGAGAGACUCCGGCUGAUGCAUUGUUAUUUAUCAUUUACUACUCCCAUUUCAACCAUUAUUAAAGAUCUGUUUAUGUUUAUUAUUAGUAAAAAUCUAAGCUAAGAAUUUGAAUCUUGUAGCAGCAAGAAGAUUAUAUUAGUUGGUUCACAAAGAUCAUUGGUGGUCAUUCCGAGUUGUUCGCUCGUUGACGAUUUUCGCUAUGCUGCGAUUUGUUGCUAAAUGCGCAUGGUACGCAGCGUGCAUGCGCUUAGUUAUUUAACUAAACCUUAGCAGUUUUGCUGUUGUUCGUACGGCGCUUUUCAGUCGCACUGCUGAUCGGUGAGUGAUUGACAGGAAAGGGGCGUUUCUGGGUGGGAACUGAGCGUUUUCCGGGAGUGUGCUAAAAAACGCAGGCGUGUCUGGAGAAACGGGAGUGGCUGACCGAACGCAGGGCGUGUUUGUGACGUCAAACCAGGAACUAAAUGGACUGAGGUGAUCGUAAUCUAGGAGUAGGUCUGGAGCUACUCAGAAACUGCUUGAAAAUCUUUAGUAGCAGUUCUGCUAAUCUUUCGUUCGCAAUUCUGCUAAGCUAAGAUACACUCCCAGAGGGCGGCGGCCUAGCAUUUGCAAUGCUGCUAAAAGCAGCUAGCGAGCGAACAACUCGGAAUGAGGGCCAUUGUUCUCUAUUUCUGAUUGAGGUCACGGUUCUUAAUACCUGCCUUCAAUAAGGAUCAGUGUUAAAGUUUUCUCAGACACUGCUCGAGUUGUGGAGAACCUACUUCCUAAUUAUCUAGCCUUGUGAAUGAAUUACAGAUAACAGAAUUCUUACUGACUUCUAUCAUUCUGGUUUACCAAGUAGACAAAAAUGGUUACAAUGCAAAAACAUUUGUAUAAUAUGGUAUUAUAAUAAAUCAUUUGCAUUCA